Messenger RNA from Nycticebus coucang (slow loris), 2648 nucleotides. It is a transcript of the gene MIMS2, whose product is annotated as family with sequence similarity 210 member B. Bases 130 to 681 code for a protein of 183 amino acids. The transcript has 3 exons. Gene Ontology annotation, cellular component: mitochondrion. Lineage: Eukaryota; Metazoa; Chordata; Mammalia; Primates; Lorisidae. The record is from RefSeq and is a predicted model, not a curated record.
CGCCCACCCUGCAGUCGUCUGAAGGGCCGGGACCCGGCGGAGACUCUCGGCUGUGGACCCACCCAUCCCACUGGGGCCUCAGGCUCCUCUGGGCUCCGCAGCACCAGCCCCAAACCUUCGCAGCGCAUCAUGGCGCGGCUGCUGGGCCCAGCGGUCAGGGUGAGCGCCCGGGUUGGGCCUUGCGCCACCCGGCUCCUGUGCGCCCCGCCGCCCCUGACCCUGGCCCUGUUUCGGCCCGGGCCGGACUACUGGCUGCUGCGCACGGCUGGCGGGAACUGUCGCGGCCGCCAGGACACCAGCAGACUCCCCAAGACAAUGGGCAACAGCGUAAGCACCGAGGAGAAAAAGCAAAGCAAGUCACAGCAGCUGAAGAAGAUCUUCCAAGAAUAUGGUGCUGUUGGCAUAUCAGUGCACAUUGGGAUCUCAUUAGUCUCCUUGGGCAUAUUUUACAUGGUUGUGUCAAGUGGUGUGGACAUGACUGCAGUCCUGCUUCAACUUGGAUUUAAAGAAUCUCUGGUACAGUCAAACAUGGCAGCAGGCACCAGCGCCUUUGUGGUGGCCUAUGCAAUCCACAAGCUGUUUGCACCCGUGCGGAUCAGCAUUACCUUAGUCUCUGUGCCCUUGAUUGUCAGGUAUUUUCGAAAAGUAGGGUUUUUUAAACCUCCAGCUGUAAAACCCUGAUGAACUUUUCAGUCGUAGGCCCUGAAACCUAUUUCUUUUAAAUUAUACGUUUUGGAUUGACGUUAGGGUUGUAGUAUUUCUUUUGGGGGGUAAGGGGAAGCAGGGAGCUAAUUGCUGUGUUUUCAUAGAUCAAUUUUACCUUUGCCAGCAAAAAUCAGGCUUUUGAAUAAUUACAAGUUUUUCUGCUUCAUAAAUUCUAUUAAUGAUAUUCAUCAUAGAGCUUGUAUACAUCAUCUAAAAUGUCAGCCAGACGUUGCAAAUGAGUCAACAUCUCAAGACAGGCAGACUUCAGGAUCUUCCUUCUGGAAGAUCUUUGGUGAGGAUCUGUCUGCAAAAGCUCUACAGGGUUCAUCUGUGCUCAAGUUCUUAAAAAUGAUCAAUAUAGCGAGUCUUUUAAAUCCCCCUUCCUCUGAUGCUCGCCAGCUGCUUGCAGCUUAGUAUGCAGUAUUCUACAGAGCUGCCAGCGCUACAGUGAACGAAGUAAGACUUGAUGUGUAAUCAGGACCUAAAUGAGCAUCAGUGUUCUGACAUUCAUUACCCUUGUUUCAGGGAAAGAAAAACGUAUGUUUGGUAUGUUUCAUUGAUCCCAAACACCCUAGUCUGGAUGUGAUGGGGCCUACCUAUCUCAGGUGGUUUUUCUGAAAUUUCAUUAAAGUAGGUCAGGGCUAUUUCCCCAUAAAAAAUGAGGAAAGCUUGUCCAAGAGCAGUGGCAUCACUUGGCUCCUCAAGCCCAUAUUUAGAAGACUCUAUCACACAUAAAAAGCCAAGAACACCUUAGCUUCUCUGACAAUCUUUGCUUAACUCUCUCUCAAACUUCAGACAUUCCAGAACUGUGUUUACAUCAUCUCCACUUACAUUUUAACUGAGCUAAAAUUAUGUACAUAAAAAGGAAAAUUAGUAGCACUUGUUAUAAAUGGUGAAGGCAAUGGUGAAAUACCAGCCAGGGAGGGAGGGGGAUGGCAGGGCUCAUGAGUCUGCAGAGCCAAUUCUGCCCAGUGAAGGGCUUGUAUGUCAGGGAGGCUAGGGAGACUUCCUCCGUAAAGCAGGAAGCAGCAGGCAGUUGGAGAAGGCAUCCCAUCUGUGGGGUCCAGCAUUGUGGAAAGCUUCCCCCGGGUCCUGCUCUGAUGCAAGCCUUGCUCCACACUCUGGGAAUCCAAGCUGACCACUCUGCCCAACUGCGUGGUGGAGGGAGUGGCACUUAUCUUUCUGGCUUCUAGUUCCUUUAAGUUACAUUUGAGGACAGAAAACUAAAGCAACUAUUAACUGACCAUACUUACUGGUUUUACUGGGCUCUGACACGUCCCUAGUUAGCCCAUUGUAAUCCUUGUUGGUCAUCUCAGUUAACUUCCCAGCAAAGAGUGCAGUUUAUUUAAAGCAAAGCAUAGAUAAGUAUACACUUUUCCAGAGAUUGGAAAAGGGUCUCCUUUGUGAAAGGAGAUACAACCAUUUUUUUUUCUCUUAAAACAGCCCAUUGCCAAGUGAUUUUUCAUGUUUAAAGGUGGAAACUGUCUUUCUAUGACCUAAUUCCAAGUACUUCAUAGCUGAGAUGCCCCACAUCAGUAAUUCCUCUGUGCACUGGAUAGACCAUUUCUCUUGUUUAAAGCCAUUUGUUGGCUUUAGCUCCUCAACCACUUUCUGUGCCCGUGUCCCGUUCAGACCCCCAACAAUGCCUAUGGAAACUUGCUGCUGCCCGCAGAUUUAAGGCCUUAAAGCUUUGUGCUAACAAUGGAAGUGGCCAAAAGAGCAAGCAAUAAAACCAACCACACUGAGUAGCCAUACUGCUAAGCCCCAACCCCACUCCACUUCUGUGGCCAGGGGUCAGAUCAGAAAACUGGAGAGGAUGAAGAGGGCAAAGCAUCAGGGAACUAAAGCAUUAUGUGAAUUCACCAGCAGGAUGUACAGAUUGCUUGUGUUACCUUGUUCUUAUGUAACCAGAGAAAUAAAACUGAUGUAUUUAAAAAAUGCAA